AUGUGCAGAUCAACCUAUACUCGAGCCAUAUAUACCAUCCGGUUCAAGUCGAACAUCACCACUCUGAAGAACGCGCUCAAUGGCCUUAUGGAAGUUCAGAACAAAGUGCAUAAAGACCUCAAAACCUUGGAAGUCAAAGGGAAAUCCUUGAAUGUGCAACUGAGGAGAUGGCUAACAGACGUGGAAGAGACUGUCUCCGAAGCAAACUCAGUGCAGGAAGGACGCGUUUCAUGUGGCCUGUCCUUGAAAUGCAGGCUGAGCAAAAAACUCGUGGUGGUUCUUGAGAAAGUCAAGAGGCUUGAGAAUCAAGGCGUGGAGCUUCUCUACAUAUUCUCCGCGGAAGUCUCCAAGGAGUUUGAACUGAGAAGGGUCCAGAGGCAAAUCGCAGAGAGGUUGGAUAUGGAGAUCAAAUUAGGGGAAGACGAGGAAAAACUGGCGAGAAGGAUUCAUGGAAGGCUUGAGAAAGUCGGUAGCUUUCUUCUCAUUCUUGAUGAUGUAUGGAAACCCAUUGAUUUAUACCAGUUGGGGAUUCCACAAACAGAUGGACACAACAAGGGUUCAAAGAUUGUCUUGACUUCUAGAUUCUUGGAGGUUUGUCAGAGCAUUAAAACGGAUGUUGACUUCAGAGUUGAUUGCUUGUGUGAAGAAGAAGCUUGGGAACUGUUUUGUCAAAACGCUGGAGAGGUAACCAGAUCAGACACUGUUAGGCGCAUCGCAAGAAAAGUCACUCGAGAAUGUGGUGGGUUGCCUUUGGCUAUCAUCACAGUUGGAAUGGCUAUGCGUGGGAAGACGAAGGUCGAGCUGUGGAAACAUGCACUUAAGGAACUCAAGAGCUCGGUGCCUUAUGUCAAGAGCAUCGAAGAAAAGAUCUACCAGCCUUUGAAACUGAGCUACGACUUGCUCGAGAGGAAGACGAAGUCUUGCCUCCUCUUCUGUGCCUUGUUUCCAGAGGAUUGCUCAAUCGAUGUAGCUGAGCUUGUGAGGUACUGGAUCGCCGAAGGAUUCAUAGAUGAAACGCAAAACCAUGGAUACUUAAUGAACCAAGGAGUUACCUUGGUAGAGAAUCUGAUAGACUCUUGCUUGCUAGAAGAAGGUGCUCGUGAUGACACAGUUAAGAUGCAUGACGUGGUUCGAGAUUUCGCCAUAUGGGUCAUGUCUUCCUCGCAAGAUGGAAGUCACUCUCUUGUCAUGUCUGGUAUAGGCUUGCGCGAGUUUCCACAAGAGAAGUUCGUAUCUUCUAUCCAAAGAGUUUCUCUGAUGAACAAUAAGCUCCAAAGUCUCCCAGAUCAGGUGGUAGUGUGUGCUGAACUCUCGGCUUUGCUGCUACAUGGAAACUUUCACCUCGAGAAGUUAUCCGAUACGUUCUUGCUAUCUUUUCCAGCACUUCGGAUUCUGAAUCUAAGUGGGACACGCAUAAGUUCACUGCCCAACUCCCUCACCGAGCUUCAUGAGCUCCGAUCUCUCAUCUUGAGAGACUGCUUCUACCUUGAAGAAGUUCCUUCCCUUGAAGGCCUUACAAAAAUUCAAGUUCUUGAUCUUUGUGCCACUCGGAUAAAGGAAUCUCCAAGAGGGUUGGAAACUCUGAACAGCUUGAGACUACUUGACCUCUCACGGACACAUCACCUCGAAAGCAUUCCCGCUGGAGUCAUCCCACAGUUAUCAAGCUUAGAGGUUCUAGACAUGACGCUUAGUCAUUUCCACUGGGGCGUCCAAGGACAAACUCAAAAGGGACAAGCAACACUUGAAGAGAUUGCGUGUCUCCAGCGUUUAUCUGUCCUCUCGAUCAGAGUCGAAUGUGUUCCACCUCUUUCCCCUGAACACAACUCCUGGAUAGAGAGGUUAAAGAAAUUUCAGUUGUUUAUUGGGCCAACAGCAAACUCCUUACCUACUAAACACGACAAGCGGAGAGUGACAAUAAGUAGCCUCGACGUCUCAGAAGCAUUCAUUGGGUGGUUGCUAGCGAAUACGACUUCCCUAGUGAUGAACCAUUGCUGGGGUCUCAAUGAGAUGCUGGAGAACUUGGUGAUCGAUAGCACGAGUAGCUUCAACACGUUGAGGUCUCUAACGGUGGAGAGCUUUGGUGGAAGUAUAAGGCCUGCUGGUGGAUGUGUGGCGCAACUGGAUCUUCUACCUAACCUCGAAGAACUUCAUCUGCGUCGUGUGAAUCUGGGAACCAUCAGAGAGCUCGUGGGUCAUCUUGGGUUGAGAUUCGAGACACUGAGACAUCUAGAAGUCAGCAGAUGUAGCCGUCUCAAGUGCCUUCUCUCGCUAGGGAACUUCAUAUGUUUCUUGCCCAACCUACAGGAGAUACAUGUUAGCUUUUGUGAUCGGCUUCAGGAGCUGUUCGACUAUUCUCCAGGAGAGGUUCCAGCCUCUGCUUCAGUGGUACCUGCUCUGCGUGUCAUAAAGCUGAGGAAUCUCCCGCGGCUGAAGAGGUUGUGCAGCCAAGAAGAGUCAUGGGGAUGUUUAGAACAUGUGGAAGUGAUACGAUGCAACCUUCUCAAGAAUCUACCCAUCAGCUCAAAUAACGCUCGUGGAGUCAAGGAAGUAAGAGGAGAAACACACUGGUGGAACAACUUAACUUGGGACGAUAACACUACAAGAGAAACCCUUCAACCUCGUUUUGUACCAGCUGACCAAAACGUACUAACCGGCUCUCUUGGAAUCUCUUGUUAUCAGAGCUCCAACAACAAUUAA
Thlaspi arvense is the source of this 2697-nucleotide messenger RNA. The record is from the annotation of a GenBank genome assembly. NCBI's taxonomy places the organism in Eukaryota, Viridiplantae, Streptophyta, Magnoliopsida, Brassicales, Brassicaceae.